Molecule: messenger RNA, 1888 nt
Organism: Aspergillus steynii IBT 23096
Lineage: Eukaryota; Fungi; Ascomycota; Eurotiomycetes; Eurotiales; Aspergillaceae
Product: MFS allantoate transporter
Exons: 1
Coding region: 314-1846 (510 amino acids)
Biological process (GO): dipeptide transport; tripeptide transport; transmembrane transport
Cellular component (GO): plasma membrane
Molecular function (GO): allantoate transmembrane transporter activity; dipeptide transmembrane transporter activity
Source: RefSeq, a predicted model, not a curated record
CUUCACCUCUAGUUCCGAGGAUUUCCCACGUCGAUGAACAUUUUACAUCACUUACCCCGAUCACUUUUUGCUUGCCAUUGGAGAUAAUGAAACCUCCUCCAAGACUAGCAACUUCGGAUGCCUUUUCGACCCAAACGGCAGAAACUGAGAAAGACAGGCGGGGAGCGACGGGGAUGGCGUGAUUUGACUCCAUCAUGGCUCAUCUCACGAUAGCGUCUUAUCGCCAGCCAAGAACUCAGAUUUUUUUUAAACCGCCGAAUUUACCGAUUUCCUUUGAAUGACAUCCGUUUCAAAUUCCAUUCUCUACAAAACAAUGGCCCCAGACGCUGCUGAUCAGUCGCCCACCGGGGCAAGCGAAAAACAACCCGCCAGCAAAACAAACCAAACUAGCCCAUCUACUGGAGAUGCUGCACUCGAGCUGCUGGGAAAUGGGGCCCUCGGUGGGCCUCUGGACCCUGAAGCGUCGGCGCGUCUGGUUCGCAAGAUCGAUCUGUACGUGAUGCCGCUGAUCUGCAUCGUGUACUUCUUACAAUACCUCGACAAGAUCGCCGUGUCCUAUGCCAGCGUGACAGGCGUUCGCGAAUCAACAAACCUGCAUGGGAACCAAUUCAACUGGGUCUCGAGUAUUUUCUUCUUCGGUCAGCUGGCCCUGCAAUUCCCCACCAUGAGACUCAUCCAAGCGUUCCCCUUGGCUCGAUACGUGGCCUUCAACGUGACGGUAUGGGGCGCGAUCCUGGCUUGCAUGGCCGCGUGCAAAUCGUUCGCUUCGUUGAUGGUCUGUCGGGCGCUGUUGGGCGCUGCCGAGGCCGCAGUUGUGCCGGCUUGGGUGGUCUUUACCUCGCAGUGGUAUCGCAAGGAGGAACAGGCAUUCCGGGUCGGUCUGUGGUUCUCGAUGUGUGGUUUCGCACAGAUGUUUGGAGGUUAUAUCGCAUAUGGAGUGGCCGUCCACAUCGGCGGCGAUCCGUCGGCUGCGCUGCGCGGCUGGCAGGUCAUCUUUCUCAUUCUGGGCUUGUUCACCGCGAUCAUCGGCAUUAUCUUCUUCUUCAUCCUGCCAGACUCGCCCGUCACGGCCUGGUUCCUGUCGCCCGAAGAAAAGGCUAUGCACGCCGAGCGUUUGCGUGGCAAUGAACAAGGCAUCGGCAGCACCGUCUUCAAGAAGGAGCAGGUCUACGAGGCGUUUCGAGACCCGCAGACGUGGAUGUACUCGUUCUGGGUGUUCGCGGCCAACAUCCCCAACUCCAUCGCCACCAGCUUCGGAAACAUUCUCGUCACCGGCAUGGGAUACUCGUCGACCCAGAGUUUGCUGCUGGUGACGCCAUUGGGCGCAUACGAGGUCGUGGCUCUCAUUGGACUGACGUAUCUUGCCAUGAGGAUGGAACAGCGCCUUCUCUGGUGUAUUAUCGGUCACAUUCCAUCGAUAGUGGGUGCCAUUCUGAUGGCUACUACCGACAAGGCCCCGGCCCUGGUCGGAUACUAUCUUUCCGGAGGGAUCCCCAUCGGGUGGACGACGAUUCUCGGAUUGACCAGCACGAACGUGGCCGGCUCGACAAAGAAGAUCACUGUCUCUUGCAUCCAGACCGUGGCAUACACAGUGGGCAACAUCAUUUCGCCUCAAACCUUUGCCCCGAGUGAUGCGCCUCAAUAUCUGCCAGCUAAGAUUUCCAUCGUGAUCUUGUACUUCCUCGUUACUGUGGACCUCUGCCUCAUCCGAUGGAUGUUCAUCCGCGAGAACCGCAAGCGAGACCAGGAGAAGGCCGCCCUGGGAGACGCCUACGUGGUGCCAGAGAACCACGAAUUCUUGGAUCUGACGGAUCGACAGAACCGGGAAUUCCGAUAUGCAAUUUAAUUGUACAUAGCCAGACAUAAAACUACCAUACCCAGGAAAUAG